Messenger RNA from Ilyonectria robusta, 1326 nucleotides. RefSeq names its product CoA-transferase family III domain-containing protein. The record is from RefSeq and is a predicted model, not a curated record. The transcript is spliced from 5 exons. Bases 1 to 1326 code for a protein of 441 amino acids. Gene Ontology annotation, molecular function: catalytic activity. Lineage: Eukaryota; Fungi; Ascomycota; Sordariomycetes; Hypocreales; Nectriaceae.
AUGAGCUUGUACAACAUUGCCAGAUCCCUCCGCGCGCAGCCUGUCAAUGGCUGGGCCCGCGCGACUUAUGGCCUCCGCCGGUACUCGAGCGCUGUGGGCACCGGUCUACCGCUUGACGGUGUCCGCGUCUUGGACAUGACCCGCGUGCUAGCUGGUCCUUACUGCACGCAAAUCUUGGGAGACCUUGGCGCUGAGGUGAUCAAAAUUGAGCACCCCGUUCGCGGUGAUGAUACAAGGGCAUGGGGUCCCCCAUAUGCCCAGCCCAAGGCCGGCUCAUCCUCAGAGGGGCCGGGCGAAUCAGCUUAUUUCAUAGGGGCAAACCGAAACAAAAAGUCGGUAGGACUCUCAUUCCAACAUCAGGAAGGAGUCGACAUUCUCCAUAAACUAGCUGCCAAAUGCGAUGUCUUGGUCGAGAACUACCUGCCCGGAUCGCUAAAGAAGUACAACAUGGACUACGAAACUCUUCGCAAAAUCAACCCAGGUUUAAUUUACGCCUCCAUCACUGGUUAUGGCCAAACCGGCCCAUACUCCAGUCGGGCCGGGUACGAUGUCAUGGUUGAGGCUGAGUUCGGUCUGAUGCACAUCACUGGCGAGCGAGAUGGGCCGCCCGUCAAAGUUGGCGUGGCUGUAACCGAUCUAACCACCGGCCUCUACACCAGCAACAGCAUCAUGGCCGCGCUUCUUGGACGGGCAAAGACCGGACGGGGCCAGCACAUCGACGUGGCUCUGAGCGAUUGCCAGACGGCAACAUUGGCCAAUAUCGCGAGCAGCUGUCUCAUCAGCGGGAAGAAGGAUUCGGGGCGAUGGGGCACGGCUCAUCCCUCCAUUGUUCCAUACAAAGCCUUCCCGACCAAAGAUGGCGAUAUCCUCUUUGGCGGCGGCAACGACCGCCUGUUCGGGGUCCUCUGCGACGGCCUGGGCGAGCCUCAAUGGAAGGACGACGCUCGAUACAAGACUAACGCUGACCGAGUCGCACAUCGCCAGGAGCUCGAGGGCAAGAUCGAGGACGUUACGAGGCGGAAGACUACACAGGAGUGGCUCGAGGUCUUUGAGGGCAGGGGCAUGCCAUAUGCCGCCAUCAACGACGUUCAGGGCGCACUGAACCAUGAGCACACAAAGGCCCGCAACAUGGUUGUGGAAGUCAAGCACGAAACCUGCGGCACUAUCAAGAUGGUCAACACGCCCAUCAAGAUGUCCGAGACUCAGCCUACCAUCCGAAGCGCACCUCCGACUUUGGGAGAGCACACCGACGAGGUGCUUCUAGAGCACCUGGGGCUCAGUCAAUCCGAGGUUUCGAAACUCAAGGCAAGCGGUGCCAUCGCAUAA